Molecule: messenger RNA, 627 nt
Organism: Microthlaspi erraticum
Lineage: Eukaryota; Viridiplantae; Streptophyta; Magnoliopsida; Brassicales; Brassicaceae
Source: the annotation of a GenBank genome assembly
AUGCAACAAGAUCCACGCAAUCAGGUGCCACCUUCUCCCACCAUCUCCUCCGUCUCCUCCUCCGAUCUUGAUACUGAGUCAACAGGAUCCUUCUUCCAUGACAGAAGCAUCACACUGGGGACGCUUAUGGGAUUUAGUUUCACGGCAACCAUGCCGAUGCCAUUUAGAGCUUCUUCGCACCGACACGUGUCACCCUCCGUCUCAAUCUCACGAGCUUCCAGCUCCAACGCAGCAAGACGCAACCAGAGGAAGCGUCCUCCUUCGAACUCGGCCGAGCGGCAUCGCCGCCGCAAGUGGUGGCGUUUUUGCAGAGACGACGAUGAGGACGCCGGAAUCCACCGCGGCUCCGGAGACUGUAGGCGGUCAUCGCUCGGGGAGUAUCUGGAGGUGGAACGGAGAUCUGGGGAUGAAGCCGUCUAUGGCUCCGCCGAGGCAGAGCUAGAGGGUGCGGUGGCGCGUUACCGGAAUCAGCAGCCGGUGAUGGCGGAGCGGGCGUUGUUCGCCGACGGGAGGGUUCUUCCUCCGGCUUCAGCUGAGGCGGUUACCGGAGAUGAUACGCCGGUGGCUACGGCACUUUGUAGAUUCCCGGUUUCCUUAACCGGUAUAUGCAGCGGCGGCGGAGGAUAG